Molecule: messenger RNA, 2188 nt
Organism: Ciona intestinalis (vase tunicate)
Lineage: Eukaryota; Metazoa; Chordata; Ascidiacea; Phlebobranchia; Cionidae
Source: RefSeq, a predicted model, not a curated record
UUAGCUACAUAUUAUUUACCUCAUUUUUAGCUACAUAUCUUUAACUAAGAUGUUGCAUCACAUAAUUUUAUGUUCAUUUUUGUUCCUGCUGUGUGGGCAAGCAUCAGAAUGUAAAAGUGACAUCAAAGCUGGAAAUUAUCUUCCUAACUGGGAUUCUUUGGAUAAGCGACCACUGCCAGUUUGGUAUGAUGAAGCAAAGGUCGGCAUCUUCAUUCACUGGGGUGUAUUCUCUGUUCCAAGUUUUGUUAGUGAAUGGUUUUGGUGGUAUUGGCAAGGCACCAAGCAAGCUGACUGCGUAGACUUCAUGGAAAACAAUUAUCCGCCUUCAUUCCAAUACGCUGACUUUGCACCAGAAUUUACAACAGAGUUUUUCAAUCCAAAUGAUUGGGCAGACUUAUUCAAGACUUCAGGUGCUGAAUAUGUUGUGCUUACCAGCAAACACCAUGAAGGUUUUACUAACUGGCCAUCAGCCAAUUCAUGGAACUGGAAUUCUGUUGAUGUUGGACCUCAUCGUAACUUGGUGAAGGAACUCGCAGAUGCUGUUAGAAACCGAACAUCCAUUCACUUUGGUUUGUAUCAUUCAUUGUAUGAAUGGUUCAACCCACUGUACCUCAAGGACAAAGCAGAUGGAUUCAAAACCCAGGAAUUUGUCUCAUCAAAGACAAUGCCAGAACUUUAUGACAUCGUAAACAAUUAUAAACCUGAUGUUCUUUGGUCUGAUGGAGAUUGGGAAGCAAGUGCCGAAUAUUGGAACAGCACCAACUUUCUUGCGUGGCUGUAUAACCAAAGUCCUGUGAAGGACACGGUUGUAACAAACGACAGAUGGGGCCAAGGUGUCAUGUGCAAACAUGGUGGUUACUUUACGUGCAGUGAUCGUUACAACCCCGGCAAGCUUCAACCUCGUAAAUGGGAGAAUGCAAUGACUUUGGAUAAGAAAUCAUGGGGUUACAGAAGAAAUGCUGAGCUCAGUGAUUAUUUAACUAUUGAAGAAUUGCUUCAGACAUUAGCCACUACUGUGAGUUGUGGGGGAAACUUACUGGUGAAUAUCGGGCCUUCGAAAGAUGGGACAAUUCACCCCAUAUUUGAGGAAAGACUUAAACAAAUGGGUGAAUGGUUGAAUGUUAAUGGGGAGGCUGUUUAUAAAAGCCAACCCUGGAAACAUCAGAAUGAUUCUUUAACACCAGGUGUAUGGUAUACAACCAACCAGAAUAAAGUUUAUGCUUUUGUUUUCACCUGGCCUACAUAUGGGUUGUUGAACCUUGGAUCCCCUGUUGCCACCUCAGAUGCUUCAUCUGUUAAACUACUUGGAGAAGAAUCCAGUCUUACAUGGGAACCGUUGAAAUCGGCAGGGGUUGGUAUUUAUCUACCAGUGAUAAACCCUUCUACUACAAAUGCAAAGUGGCUUUAUGUGCUUCAACUUACAGGAUUUGUGUAAAAAAUAUAAACCUUAUAUUCUAUAUUGAUUUUCUGUAGAUUUGAAUAAUAUUUUUUGUAGAUUUAUAAUAAUGAAAUAGAAGAAUCAUAGGCGCCAAACCUCAUAAAAGCAGGGAAGCCCGGGAUAGUUAGACAUGCAUUUAUAUGAAACAAAUCUGGUUUUCAGUGUUUAUAAAUACAAAAUCCCGACUAAGCCCGUCUCCCCAGGUUUGAAACCUAUGAUUAGUUUCCUGAUUUUUGCAGUUUUCGAUAGUGUAUGCAACAUUGAUCAAGUCAUUGUGGUUUAGUUUUGUUACCAAUUACAUGAUUUGCGUAGAGAUUAUCACACUUUUGAUUCUGUAUUGAUUUUUUUUCAUUUUUGGUUGGUAUGUGUAACUUUAAUUAGGUCUGUGUUAUUGUGAUUUUUUGAAAGGAACUAUAAAAUUUUGUAACCUAUUUUCUUAGCUAUAUGUACUUAGGUCUAAAUACAACAUAGUAAUUACAUCUUUUCAGAAUUCAUUCCUGUAUGAUCAUGCAUGUCUAUAUUUGUCACUAUCCUUAUUAUUUGUAUCAUGUAUAUGCAUCUAUGCUAUGUAGGUGAGGUCUUUUUUCAGGACCUGGGAUUCAGGCCAGAUUUGGUCCAUUACCCUAUAUAAUAUAAGUUCACUACACUACUGACAUGGUAUCUUGGUGUGUAUAACUUUUAUUGUAAAAUUGCCUUUAAAUCAAACGCAGUAUACUAAAAUCACUUUUCAAUAUACAGCAGUGCAAGUUG